AUGACGCACCAAUACACAAUUCCAGAGAAUUGUCAGAUUUCUGAACCAAAUCCAUACAUGCUCACUUCCAACGACAUCUUGCAAAUGAAAAAUUCAGCUGAGCCAGCCAAUGGUAUGACAACGACGUGUGUUUCAAUCAGCCUAGCAGUGCGGUCAUUCAAAAUAGCAGACAAGAAUGAAGUAGGCGAUGCUUGCAAACGGGAAACAUGGUCCAACUAUGCUCAGGUCUGCCCGGCAAAGGACACUACCUUUCACAACUUGGGAAACAUGUCUGUCUCUUGGAGAAACAACACUUACAUGUUUACAUUCGAGAAUGAAGGCACUUUGACUGAAAAGGUCUCUCACUUUUUGGCCUUGCAUCCUGAAGGCUGUGUGCUUCUGUUCGAGGCUGACAAAGAUGAUAUUGAUGGACAAUGUUCCUCAUGGGAACCUGCUCCACGAAUCAAGGUUGUCAGCCGGCUGCUUUUCUAUGUGCCAACAGCGUCAAGAGAGAAAACCAACCAUUCUGUGGUGGCAGUGGAGGAUGGGACAGGACCAAGUGGAUCGGAAGGCCCCAAAGAACGUAGUGGAAGGUUCCGCAAACAUUUCGCAAAGUCUGCUACUGAAGCUGUGCUUAUCUGCGCAUUCAAGUCGGAUCUAGUAGCCCUAAAGGUUGCACAGGAGCAAUGCACGCACUUGGUGUACAUGGAUGUUGAGUAUAAUGAUCAAGGUCAACUGUCUGUAAAGAACCGUACAUCAUUUGAAGACUUCCUUUUGUCUAAGUCGACCAUGAGGCAGCUGCUUUUUGUAGGCCUGCCUCCAGUUUUGAUUGAUAGUCUUAACACGGAGGACAAAAUUAAUUCAUUUGUUGCACAUGGGACAGCAUUCCUCGAUGACAAUGCACUUGAUGGCAUUAUGCUAUUCACUUCUGCAUCCACAGAGCCUGCAAUGCUGCAGCAAGUGGCACAAGCUACAGUGAAACAGUUCAGGGAGCACAGCCGUCCUCCGCACCUCUUGCUCCUCGCUGUACAUGUUGGGAUUGCCGUAGACUUCGAGCGCCUUAGGAAGGUUUCGGACAUCCUGGUUUUGUUAGCACACACGUACGAGCCUCCAAAGGACUGCACAGUCGAGUACCCCUCUGAGACUACGUCAACUGAAAAAAUGUUUCAGCUUCUGGAAAAAUUGUUGGCAGGGGCCAAAGAAAAGCAUACAUUAGCAGCCUGUAUGUCAAUCAACUUGGCUGUGCGAUACUUUGAACUAGAGCCUGGGAAUGAAGCGCCAGGCAGCAAGUGCAAAUUGGAACGCUGGGAGAAUUAUGCUCAGACCUGCCCAAACUUGAAAAUUUACACUCAGAGAGGCAGCCAAAAUGUUGCUGCAUACCGAAAAAAUGGUUCUAGUUUUCUGACGUUUGAAGAUGAAGAAACGGUUUCAAUAAAGGUGCUUCGCUACUUGCAUGGCAACCCAGCACCCUGCAUAGUUGCUUUCCGAGUGGAUGCUGAAGACUCGUGUGGAGCAUGUGCAGCACGUGAAAAGGCUUCACGGCUCAUGGCAAUUUCAAGGCUUCUCUCUCCUUCUGCUGAAACAUAG
Molecule: messenger RNA, 1566 nt
Organism: Rhipicephalus sanguineus (brown dog tick)
Lineage: Eukaryota; Metazoa; Arthropoda; Arachnida; Ixodida; Ixodidae
Exons: 13
Coding region: 1-1566 (521 amino acids)
Source: RefSeq, a predicted model, not a curated record